Molecule: messenger RNA, 4086 nt
Organism: Cryptotermes secundus
Lineage: Eukaryota; Metazoa; Arthropoda; Insecta; Blattodea; Kalotermitidae
Product: dihydrolipoyl dehydrogenase, mitochondrial
Exons: 12
Coding region: 123-1652 (509 amino acids)
Cellular component (GO): mitochondrion; oxoglutarate dehydrogenase complex
Molecular function (GO): flavin adenine dinucleotide binding; dihydrolipoyl dehydrogenase (NADH) activity
Source: RefSeq, a predicted model, not a curated record
AGUGGUCACAUUUCGAAUACUUCCCCGUUGCGAAUUCGCUUUAGUUGAAAUACCUUUUUAACUGAAUAUUGGUAACCAUGCGGUAAACCUUUUUGGUGUUGCAGAAAAGAAAGGUCGAAAUUAUGCAGUCUAAGGUUUUAGGUCGAGUUUGUUCUACGUUGAAACCAACAUGCAUGCAACAUUGCCAAAGGGUGACACCAUCUCUCUCAGCCCUGCAGAGCAGAUUAUAUUCAAGUGGCCAAGAAGCAGAUGUUGUAGUCAUUGGAUCAGGUCCUGGUGGGUAUGUUGCUGCUAUUAAAGCAGCACAACUUGGAAUGAAUACCGUGUGCAUUGAAAAGGAAGCUACGCUUGGUGGUACCUGCCUUAAUGUUGGUUGCAUACCUUCCAAAGCUUUAUUAAACAAUUCACACUACUAUCACAUGGCCCAUUCUGAAGAUUUCAAGAACAGAGGAAUUGAAGUUGCCCAGGUUUCAUUGAAUCUGGAGAAGUUCAUGGGUGCCAAAUUAGCAGCUGUAAAAGCCCUGACAGGAGGCAUUGUGCAUUUGUUUAAGCAGAAUAAGGUUACACUUAUAAAAGGCCAUGGAAAGAUCACAGGAGCCAACGAAGUUACAGCUUUGAAAGAAGAUGGAUCAAGUGAGGUGGUUAAAACAAAAAAUAUCGUAAUUGCGACUGGAUCAGAAGUUACUCCAUUCCCAGGAAUAGAGAUCGAUGAGAAGACUGUAGUGUCAUCUACUGGUGCACUUUCCUUGUCAGCUGUACCCAAGAAACUUGUUGUUAUUGGGGCCGGUGUUAUAGGUCUUGAAUUGGGCUCAGUGUGGGGCCGUUUGGGAGCAGAAGUUACAGCGGUUGAAUUUCUGAAUUCUAUUGGUGGAAUUGGUAUUGAUGGCGAAGUAUCCAAGACUUUCCAGCGAACUCUAGGAAAGCAAGGAAUAAAAUUUAAGCUUGGCCACAAGGUGACAGGUGCACAGCAAGAAGGGGCUAACAUCAGAGUAAGCAUAGAAAAUGCCAAAGACCCAUCAAAGAAAGAGGAGUUGGACUGUGAUGUGUUGCUGGUAUGCGUGGGUCGACGACCAUAUACUAUAAACCUCGGACUUGAAGAACUGGGCAUUGAGCGUGAUGAAAAAGGUCGCAUUCCUGUGAAUUCUCGAUUCCAAACAGUAAUUCCCAAUAUCUAUGCUAUUGGAGACUGUAUUCAUGGACCAAUGUUGGCUCACAAAGCAGAAGAUGAGGGCAUUGUUUGCAUGGAAGGUAUUGGUGGAGGUCCAGUGCACAUUGACUAUAAUUGUGUCCCAUCAGUUAUCUACACGCACCCAGAGGUUGCCUGGGUAGGCCGCUCAGAGGAAGAUCUGAAAACUGAUGGUGUUGAAUACAAGGUUGGCAAAUUCCCUUUUGCUGCAAACAGCAGAGCCAAGACCAACAAUGAUACCGAUGGAUUUGUGAAGGUCCUUGGAGAUAAAGUGACUGACAGACUACUGGGUGUACACAUCAUUGGACCUUCGGCUGGUGAGCUGAUAGCUGAAGCUGUGUUAGCCAUGGAGUAUGGUGCUUCGUGUGAAGACAUUGCAAGGACCUGCCAUGCACAUCCAACGUGUUCAGAAGCAUUCAGAGAAGCAAACGUUGCAGCAGCCUUCGGAAAGCCAAUUAAUUUUUAGGUUGAUGUAAAGCAGCUGAGACUUCGAUUCACAGCAUUUCCCAUUGGUUGAUUUCACCGCCCCCUCUGUUCAGAGAUGUGCUGCUUUUCUUUCAUGAAGAGACAGUUUAUGGUACUUACAUCUCUUGAAGUAGUGGAUUUCAAUUGGGAUGGACUUAUGUGGUUAUCAGUCACAUUUUAGCCUGUACAUAAGUUGAAGAAAUUUGAACUUCCAGCAUGUAUUAUAGCAGUCGUGGGUUUGUGGUAUGUCAUAGUAAUGAACAUGAAGUCUGUAUAAAUUUUAAACAUGGAUUAUAUUCUUGAAAUGUAAAAAUAAUUUAGACCCCACAGAAUCACACAAACAACUCAUAACAAUGUUAUAUGCUUCAUUGAAAAUCAGUUAUGUGUCCUAACUUUUAGGACUGCGAAGAUUCACUUUCAUAAUGGGCAGCCAAGACUGCCAAGGACUAAAGUACGUGGUUAUGAGAAAGAAUUUCAGGCUAUAAAAAGAGUUAUUGUACAGCUUCAUACUUUUCCCCUGUCUCUGUAAAUAGAUAACAGAUUUUAUGAAAAUGCUUGGCUCUUUCUUACCAAACUUGGCAUAUCUUGUGAGAAUUUGUUUUCCACUGUUACCUACAGUUAUGUGCUAGGAGAAACUACAUCCAUAUUUAAGGAUAAUAUUGGUGAAAUAACAGGGAAGAUCACAGAGUAAGGAUGUUUGAGAACAGAGUUCUGAGGAGAAUAUUCAGAUAUAAGAGGGAAAAGUAACAGAAGAAUUGUUGCUGGAGUCUGCCUGUACUGAAGGACAGGCUGCCCUGGAGUAGAUACAUGUCAUAUAAUUUCAGCAACACACUUAAUCAGUGUGUUAACCUUUGAAGCCCAAAGUUGACCUAAACAGUAAUUAAAAAUUAAGUUCAUGUCUCAGAAUACAGCAUUUCCUUCAAAGCAACUUGUUAUCGAUCUGUAGAGAAAUGUCUGUUUAUUCUGAGCAUUAUAUAUGAUUGCACAGUUCUGAAUGUUAAAGCAGUGGGACUGUGCUUUGAAGGCUUAAUGCUGUGAUAAUCAAUAUGCAGUUUGCAUGUAGUCGCCCUUUUCCUUUGGUGCUGCCCUCAAAAUAAGAAGUGUAAUGUAGGAUAAAGCAUUUUCAAAGAGAACUUUUGUCUAGCAGCUGGCAAUAUCCACUUGUCAUUUUUUAUAAGCUAGUAGCAGGCUGCAUCCACCUGCUCACACUGGUUCCUCGCUUGCAGAUUUUUUUCCCUGAAGAUGGAGGCGGUACAUACCUCCGAAACGUCGGUUCACAAAAGAUUUACACAGCGCCACAUCCAAGAAGACGGUAUUUCACUUGGGUUCCAAAUUUUGAUCCAUUAGCUUCUGUUUUUGAUUCUUAUGGCUUUAAAUACAGUAAACCCUCGUUAUAAUGGACAUGGUCGUGACGUAUAUUGUAUAUAACGGACAAAAUCUGGCUUUGAAAAAUUGUGAAUUUUUAGAGAUGUUGAGGCACUAAGCAGAUUUUGUAAUCAGAAAACAAUUUAAAAUAAAAAAGAACUCCAAUAUAAAAUCCUUCAUGUAAUUACAUUGUGUUUCUAUGUUUAUUGUGUAUAUUGGCUAUGCAUAGUAUGGUGUACUACAUAUCCCUUCAGUCAGUUGUAGCAGACAUCGAUUAUAAUGGAGAUCUUGUCCCCCUCAUUAGUCCGUUAUAAUGAGGGUUUAUUGUACUUUUAAAAGUGAACAGUACAAUAUAACAAGAAGUUCUGAUAAGAACUACUCGCCUACUUUCCUUUGAUAUGACAAAGACUGCAUAGAAAACUACACCUGCAACAUUUCUUCCAUUGUUGCCUGUAUUCAUUGUCAUGGGAAAGUGUUUAUCAAGCUGUUCCAUGUUAACAAUAGGGGGAUGCACAUAGGGACACAUGGAUUUAUGAAGUACUUCAUUGAGAUUUACAUACCAAGUUUCAUAAAAACUGGUUCAGACAUUUUGAAAGUUGAUGGGGGGGAGAUACACAGCAAGGUGAUCUCAUAAAUCUACUUUUAUUUUUUCAAAAUAAGGAAAGUAGGUUAAAAGUUAAUGACUGUCCAUUCUUGUCCGUUUCAGUUUUACGGUAGGUUAAUCUAAAUCCCUAAUUCAAUCACGUAUCACUGCAUUUCAUGAAGCAGUGACUGCAUGCUUUUGUUGGGUAAGGCUCGUGUAAGUUUUUAUGGUAAAACUUUUUUUAUCUAAAACAAAUAUAUUUUUAUUUUUUUAGACUGUUUAGGGGAGAAGUGCUUAUGAGAAAUGGUGUUUUUGAGGUACUAGAGCAAAGUUGUGGAGAUUGCAGGUGCAAAGUUUCAGCAUGUGUCUAUUGAAUUGACUCCCUGACAUUGAUGGUGCUCGAAAUGCCUCAGUACCUGCUUGGAAGAUAGAGAUUGUUGUUGCUGUAGUAGGAUUCUUUUCAGGUGGAAUAAAAGCAAUAGGACAA